CUUCCGAGGAGUGAUUAGACUAGUGCAAAUUCAUCUCAUGCAUUCAUCACAGAUUCACAUAGCGUCUAGCUCGACAUUCUGACACGACAACCGACAACUGAAUAUUUGUUUUUUAAUAUUCUCUAAAUUGAGACCAGACUUUCGUCGAUCGAGCGCCUCUGGGAAGGUUUAUUCAGGUUUCAUCAGUGCUAUGGCGGAGGUACAACGUACAUCGAGUGAGACGAUAACGGAGACCGUUCAGACGGGCACACCACCUCCACCGCAGCAGGAGGGCAGAAGCUUGACCAUCAAGCUCAGGAAAAGGAAGACGGAGAAGAAAGUGGAGUGGUCCAGUGACACGGUGGACAAUGAACAUCUAGGCCGGAGGUCUUCAAAGUGUUGCUGUAUUUACGAGAAGCCACGACAGUUCGGCGAAUCUUCCUCGGAAAGCGAGGGGGAUGACGAGGAAGGCUGCGGAAGUGCGCACUGCGUUCUGGGACAUGGGAGAAGAGGCCAUGGACAGAGGGAGGGCGGAGGGACCACAGCGCCACCUAGCUCUGGGGGAACAAACCCUCACUAGAAGAUAAUGGGAGUCUUUUUGGAGCAAAGGGUAACGGGCGGCACUACAUUCAUAAUCCCUCAUCCUCACUCACACUGAAUUACAUCACACCAUCACUGGGUGUCGAAAGCUUUUUGAUGAAUGAAAGCUUGUAGAGCAAAGCAAUGUGAUUCGUUUUCCUCGUGGUCAUUAGUGUGAUGACUUUGGGAAGACUUAACUUUUUUUGCGAUCUGAAUGCUGCGGAAAAUUGAUAUUUGUUGUACAUAGGACAUUGGUUUUUAUUUCUUUUUGUAAAAUCAAUAUUUAUUUGUUUGUGUUUAACAACUUCAUUUUACCAGUUCUGUAUCCACAAACAAUAUUUUAAUUAAUUAAAAACCUUCAAAUAUAAUUCGGGAAGGUUUAUACCUCCUUGCGAAUUUAAAAGGAAUAAAUGCAGUAUAAAAAAAAGGAAUUUUAUAUCAAAUAUAAUUUGCCUUGCUGUGUCACAAUUCUAGCAGCAGUAUUUCUUCAUAUCACUUUAUCACUUCAGGAAAUUCAAGCGUAGUAAAUGUUGUGUGCUAUAGUGAAUUCAAUAAAUGAGAUUUCAGGAACUCAACCUUUUUGAAUAUAGUUACAAGGGUGCAUUAAAUCAUCUCCGUUAGUUUUCAUAAGUUUGAUUGAGAUCUAGUGAGACUCCCCUCAGACAAUCAGGCUAGUAAGAGACUCAGCAUGUACAUACAAACACAUUGUGUUUAAGACGUAGUAAAGUGGACUGAGAAACAUCUGAAUUCAUUCUGAAUGCGAGGUGAGAAUGGCACUUUGAUCAUUACCCAAAACUGAAACAGCAGCAGUGAAAUUAAACGGUAGGAUACUGAUCUGAAAAUGUGUAGAUUUGGCAAUUAUCCUUUCAUUCUCAUGCUUUACAUGAAAUACAGGGGAAAAUGUUUUGGUGUGUGUGAUUGAGAAGAUCACCCUUUGACGUGUAAGGUGCCUCAUGUCAUCCUGAUCACUAUGGCUGCUUUUAUUUAGCAGAAAUUGGUAUAAAAUCCAACUAUUAGUGGGAGAGGUGCAUGCUGUCAGCAUGGUGUAUACAGUAGUAGUUAGACUUGAGCUUUAAGGACUGAUUACAUGUGGUUAUAAAGAACACGGGAAGGUGCAUGACUGAAUGCUGGCCAAGACCAAAAUGCACAUAGCAUCAUCUCUCCACUGAUUUCAGAUACAGUUUACAGUUGAUUCCCAUCAGGACCAUCACAUCAGUCACCUGUAUCCCAGCAUUCACAUGCAUCUGUCGUCCCUUUACUGUGAACGCACCUGUAUGUACAUAGGUCAUAGAGUGGAUUUAACAUGAAUAAACAGAUGUUAAAUUAUGUUGUUUAUAUCUAUUAAAUGCUUAAUGGCAACCUGA
Molecule: messenger RNA, 1922 nt
Organism: Ctenopharyngodon idella (grass carp)
Lineage: Eukaryota; Metazoa; Chordata; Actinopteri; Cypriniformes; Xenocyprididae
Gene: ppp1r11
Product: protein phosphatase 1, regulatory (inhibitor) subunit 11
Exons: 3
Coding region: 191-559 (122 amino acids)
Cellular component (GO): nucleus
Molecular function (GO): protein phosphatase 1 binding; protein serine/threonine phosphatase inhibitor activity
Source: RefSeq, a predicted model, not a curated record